Messenger RNA from Tachysurus vachellii, 2003 nucleotides. RefSeq names its product vasoactive intestinal peptide (gene vip). The record is from RefSeq and is a predicted model, not a curated record. Gene Ontology annotation, biological process: negative regulation of smooth muscle cell proliferation; positive regulation of protein catabolic process; epinephrine secretion. NCBI's taxonomy places the organism in Eukaryota, Metazoa, Chordata, Actinopteri, Siluriformes, Bagridae. Gene Ontology annotation, cellular component: perikaryon; extracellular region; neuron projection. The transcript is spliced from 6 exons. The coding region runs from base 152 to 613 and encodes 153 amino acids. Gene Ontology annotation, molecular function: peptide hormone receptor binding; neuropeptide hormone activity.
GGUGAGGCUAUUCAAAGAGACACCAGUCGCGGAGGGAAAGACGCCAGGAGUCUUUUACUGCUAACUUCUUUGAGAUUAGAAAUCACCUGUUUCAGCACCACGGUCAGCGCUCCAAGAGGGGCCACACGCUCAUCCACAACAACCUGAGCACAUGUUUAAGGCGAUGUUACAUAGGAGUGCCUCUCAGCUGCUGUUCCUCGUAGUGAUCUGCAGUGUCUUUUACACGCGGACCCUCAGUUUGCCGCUCGCUUCUACACGAGCCAGUCGACACGCAGACGGUCUGUUUACCAGCGGCUACAGCAAACUGCUGGGCCAACUGUCAGCCAGACGCUACCUGGAAUCUUUGAUUGGCAAACGUGUCAGUGAUGAUCUGGUGGAAGGACAGAUGCCAGUUAAGCGUCACUCUGAUGCAAUAUUCACAGAUAACUACAGCCGUUUCCGCAAGCAAAUGGCCGUAAAAAAAUACCUGAACUCUGUCUUAACAGGAAAGCGUAGCCUAGAAGAUCCUGCCGGUGAGCAAGAGGAUUCCACUGGAGGAGAAACCUCCUACCGGGAGAGCUAUGACGAUAUAACUGUAGAUGAGCUUCUUAAUCAUAUACCACUGCCACUCUGAAGACCACUUGAUAAGAAAACAUGCUUAUCAGUGACUGUAAUAGACAUUCCAUAUACAAAGUCUAGUAAAGGAUAGCAGCAUUUUAUUUUGAACUUAUGUUUCUCAACAUUAAAAAAUAUGUGAAAUGUGGUUACUUAUAAAGUAAAGGUUUACAUUGUAUAUAAUAAGUACACUUUAAGAGAUGGUGACCUUGAAGGUGUAUGUGUAGUGAGUUCUGGCCCAAAAACAGACAUCUACAUUCUCUGUAAUUUCAUUAAUAAAUGGAUUGAAAGAAUCAUGGACUGGAAUCUUACAAUCAGAGAACAAGCAUUUGGACCCGAAGACCACAAGUGGAGCAUCAACUAGAUCCCAGCAGUAUUGCAUUAGGUUGGAGCAAUGAGCGAUUAUGUAAUAUGGUCUGAUCUCAAUGAAUUUUGUAAAUCAGAAUAAUUUUAUAAGAAUCUAUUGCUGUUGCUUCUCUUUUGGUUCUCAAGAAAAGGGAAUUUAAGGGGCUGGGAGGGACUGGGGUAUUGGAGAAUCUUUAUUUUUGCCAUUCAAUGAUAAUAAAACUUUGAAGAGCCAUUCAAAUAUGGGCUGUGUGUAUUGUUAGUGAAUUUGGUUACAACCCACUGGCUUUUAGUACAUUAUUUUGGCUGGCAAAUGCCUCAUGAGUUGACAAAUGGCUAUAUCAUUGAUCAUAAACCAGUGAAUUAUAUACAUCAUUAAGCAAAUCUGAGACUUUAGUUAGCUGUAAGUUUCAAUGGAAGUGUAAUGGAUCAAUUUUUGCCACUUGAGAUGAAUAAAAAAAUUCUAGAAGGAAAUACACACACACACAUACACACACACACAAAAUAUACACAAAGGUAAUGGAAAAAAUAGCUGAUGUUGUUUUGUUCCCCUCAGAGAAAAAAUACAUGCAAUUCAAUACAAAGUUAUCCAGACUAAUUAUACCUUUAUUAUAACCUAUGAUGAAACAUAUCUAUCCUGUUAGAAUUGGUUUGUGUCUUGCUGGCCGUGCCCUCACCAGCACAAGGCAUGAGGUUCACCGAGUAUUUGAUGUCUGUGAAAAUGACUCACCAGUUUUCAAUGCAGAUGAAAACCUAUGUGAGAUUUUAUACCAGUGUAUGAGGCAGAACUCUCUAUAGCCAUCGUCAACACACCAACUGAGAGAGUUACAUGUUAAAGCCUAUGCUCAGAUUACUGUCUGUGUGGAGUUUCUUAUGUUCUCUUAUUCAUUUGUUAAUUAAGAUGUUGGAGUACUGAUUAAAAGGUCUUGAGUUCAAAUCCCAGAAUUGCCAAGCUGACACUGUAUGGCCUUUAAGCCUUAACUGUUGUAUAAAUGACUCAACAACUGUAUAUAUGAGAUAAAUAGUUAGCUGCUAAAUGCACAAAUAAAAAAAAUUAAAUGAUU